Molecule: messenger RNA, 372 nt
Organism: Thelazia callipaeda (thelaziosis nematode)
Lineage: Eukaryota; Metazoa; Nematoda; Chromadorea; Rhabditida; Thelaziidae
Source: the annotation of a GenBank genome assembly
AUGAAGUUAGUGCGUUUUUUGAUGAAAUUGUCCCAUGAAAGUGUAACUAUAGAGCUUAAGAAUGGUACUCUAGUCGCAGGCACAAUUGUGGGUGUUGAUGUUGCUAUGAAUACUCAUUUAAGAUCAGUGAAGAUGACGGCAAAAAAUAGGGAAUCUGUUCAACUAGAAUCAAUUUCUAUAAGAGGGAAUAACAUCCGACACAUCAUCCUGCCUGACUCAAUACCACUUGAUACGCUCCUAGUUGACGAUGAACCGCGCAAGAAGCCAGCUCGUGGAUCACGGGGUCGUGCUGUUCCAACUCGUGGUGGACGAGGGCGUGGUCGCGGAAGAGGUGGACCACGCAGAGGUAGUGGCUUUAGAGGUGGACGGUAA